Peromyscus maniculatus bairdii (prairie deer mouse) is the source of this 1158-nucleotide messenger RNA. The record is from RefSeq and is a predicted model, not a curated record. NCBI's taxonomy places the organism in Eukaryota, Metazoa, Chordata, Mammalia, Rodentia, Cricetidae.
GGCCCCUGCGUCCCUCCCACUGAAUUGCGGGACGGAGCCGAGCGGGCCAGGCUAGGCUGGCGACGCUGCCGGCCGCUAGGCUGGCAAGGGCCGCGGGCGCCGGGCUCGGGGCUCCAGAAGCCGCCGAUGGGAAGCGACGCCCCAAAGGGCGAGAGACGCCGCCGCGGCCACCGAUAACGCCGCGGCCACCAUGGGGAACAAGCAGACCAUCUUCACUGAAGAGCAGCUGGACAACUACCAGGUGAACCCGGCGCGCCGCGGCCCCCCAUCUCUGUUCACCCCACCUAACCACACAGACUUCAACACUGACAAUUUCAUCUGUAAAGAAGACUUGGAGCUGACGCUGGCCCGACUCACUAAGUCAGAGCUGGAUGAGGAUGAGGUAGUGCUUGUAUGCGACAAGGUCAUUGAGGAAGCUGACCUGGAUGGUGACGGCAAGCUGGGCUUCGCUGACUUUGAGGACAUGAUCGCCAAGGCCCCUGAUUUUCUCAGCACUUUCCACAUCCGAAUCUGAGGACAUGCCAAGGCUGCAGGGGCCUGGAAGCCCACCUUCUGGCCUGCUGUCUGUGCAGGUAUGGUUUCCAAGCACUUCAGGAAAGGAGCUGUAGCCUCUGGGGUUCUCACCCAUGGACAUUUCCUGUGGCCCUUUCAGCAAAAAAACAAAUAAAAAACUUAAGAGCAAUGAGGUUGUGAAGAGCAGGACCCUUCCCGGGGGGCCCCCAGUGGUUCAGCCACAAGACCAACGGUCCCCCUGGGGGCCCUCUCAACCACCCCCUCGCCCAGUCCUUUUCUCACCCAGCAAUGUCCCCUAGGAGGGGAAGGUGGGAGACCCAACAGGAGGGGUGGGGCUGGGUUAUCCAUAUGCCGGGCAGACACCCCGUACCCAGGGCUAAGGGCAAAAACCCAGCAAAGGGAAACAACGAACAAAAGAAGCAGAGACUGGGGUUUUAACAAGCUAUGCAAUCUUUUACUAAAGCCAAGACUGGGCUGCACCCUCCCCCACGCCUGCCCUGCCCUCUCCUUCCCCAGUGUGAAGCUGUGUGAGCAGUGGGUCCAAAGGGCUCUGCCCCCGCUCCCUCCCCAAUGACAUGGUGUUGCUGGUGUGUGCUGACCUCAGACUUGUGAAUUCCUAGGAAUAAAACACUUUUGUGUCCUGCA